CAUUAGAUUAAAUUUCUUAGCUCUGAGCUCUCAAAAUUUCGCUUAAAUUUGGGAAAUUUCGUUAGAUGCAGAUUGGCUCGGCCAUUUCGGCUCCGACACGGUCAUUUUUCCCUGCGGGGUGUGUCGGAGCCGGCCAAAUUUCCAGUCUCAACCCUCAGCGAAGGCAUCGAAACACCGUGAGGUCGUUGCCAAAGCAUGCACCUACCUGCCGUAAUCUUGUUGGGAAUUUGCCGGAAACCAGGCCUCGUGAUGCCGUUCGAGAGCACUUGAGAAACUUGGAUAGGAUUCUAGCGAGAGAGGAUCAAGCGGGAUUGGAGAGAGAGAGUUUUGUGGAAAAGUGUCCCGAAAAUUAUGAGAAUUCAGGCAGAAUCAAGGAGUCGAGGAAGGCGAACGUGAACCCACUUUUGCGACUAUCUCUCGUGCAGAGGUUCCUCAAUGAAAGGCUCUCGAUCAUGUCUCCGAGGUGGGGUUCGGGUGAGAAAUCACCGGAAAAUGAGACUGGUUUCACUGAAUUCAGGCAAGAAACUGAGGCGGAGAGUCAGGUGGCUCAUAUCUGGGGCAAGCUCUUGAAUCCAGCAAACUCGCCUCGCAAUAAACUCGGCGAGAAAUGGCUUGAAUACCACGGAAAAAAUAACUGGGCCGGCCUACUCGACCCUCUCGACGAGAAUCUACGCCGAGAAAUCGUCAGGUAUGGCGAUUUUGUGCAGGCCGCAUACGAGCACUUCUACUCGGACUCGAUGACGAGCCGCGAGCCAACCACGCCUAGCCAUGUGGCAGUGCCCGACAGAUCAUACAGGGUCACCAAGAGCUUGUAUGCCACAUCAUCACUAGGUGUGCCUGACUGGUUCAAUAAUGUGGUGCCCGAUUGGAUGACCCGGCGGUCUAGCUGGAUCGGCUACAUUGCUGUGUGUGAUGAUGAGAGGGAGAUUGCAAGGCUCGGCCGCCGAGAUAUCGUUGUGGCAUUGCGAGGCACUGCCACAUGCAUGGAGUGGGCUGAGAAUUUCAGGGAUAUUUUAGUAAAUUUGCCAACCGGGGAUGGAGAGGACGGCAACAACAACAACAACAAUAACAACAACAGCAAUAAUGCUGCAAAGGUGGAGUGUGGCUUUUGGAGCCUUUACAAGACACACGGCAAACACAUCCCUAGCCUCUCUGAGGAGGUGGUGGCAGAGGUGUCGAGGCUGGUGCGCGAAUACAAGGGCCAAGGCCCGCUAAGCAUCACAAUCACCGGCCACAGCCUAGGCGGGGCCCUCGCGCUUCUAGCAGCAGAUGAGAUCGGAGCCCGCCUCGGGCCACAGGAGGCCCCACCAAUUGCAGUUUUCUCUUUCGGAGGGCCCCGUGUGGGUAACAAUGCCUUCGGAGCCAAGCUAGAGGGCAACGGGAUCAAGGUUUUGCGCGUUGUGAACUCGAGGGAUGUCGUCCCUCAGAUGCCCGGGGUCCUGAUGAACGAGGGGCUCAGAGCUAGUGUUCACGCCGCAUUGCCGAUUGCCGACGGGCCACUGCAGGAGUGGACAUACUCACAUGUCGGGUGCGAGCUCCGAUUGGACAGUCGACAAUCCCCAUACCUCCGGCCGGAUGCCGAUGUGGCGGCAUGCCAUGACCUGGAGGCCUACCUUCACCUAGUGGAUGGAUUCUUGGCCUCCAAUUGCCCCUUCAGGGCAAGUGCCAAGAGAUGGGUGCAAAAGCUAAGGGACCAGAGCUCCAAUGCCAAGAGACUGUGCAAGAGCAAGGCCUUGAGGGUGACCCUAGAGAACAUGGAGUCCACCCCUAUAUGCUUGGCUAGCCCAUCUUGAGCCACCUUGGAGAAUACAUAGUUUUCAAAUUAUGAGAUUAUAUGCAAUGAGACUACUUACCUAUUGAACAAAGAAUUCAUAAUUAUUUAUAAC
Amborella trichopoda is the source of this 1886-nucleotide messenger RNA. RefSeq names its product alpha/beta-Hydrolases superfamily protein (gene PLA-I{BETA]2). Lineage: Eukaryota; Viridiplantae; Streptophyta; Magnoliopsida; Amborellales; Amborellaceae. The record is from RefSeq and is a predicted model, not a curated record. Gene Ontology annotation, biological process: lipid metabolic process. Gene Ontology annotation, molecular function: glycerophospholipase activity.